AUGGCUUCUCUCUCGAGUAGUCCAUGGCUUCAUCUCCUACUGCUUCUCGUGGCCAUGGGCGGCACGUUCGCGGCCGCCGGUGGCAGCGGGAACCCCACCGCCGGGUUCCAGAAGGUGCAGCUCGCCGACGGCGAUUUCCAGGUGCAGAGCCCGUACAACGUGCCGGAGAGCCAGCGGUUCCAGUACCGCAACGGUGUGCGGACGUUCUGGGUGCACCGAAAUGACAAGCCCUUCAACACCGUCACCCACACCAACCCGCGCUCUGAAGUCAAGCUCCGGGGCCACGACUACUCGUCGGGGGUGUGGCAAUUCGAGGGCUAUGGCUACGUGCCGUCGGGGACCUCCGGCGUGUCGGUGAUGCAGAUCCACAACGAGGAGGGCGCCGCGCACUCGACGGUGUUGAUGUUGCACGUCUACGACGGCGUCCUUCGGUUCUACAGCGGGGCGGCCAUCGAGCCCGACAUCUACGACCGGUGGUUCCGCCUCAACGUGAUGCACGACGUCGGCGCGUCCACGGUGGCCGUGUACGUCGACGGCGAGCGAAAGUUCAGCACCAGCGUGACCCCCAGCGAGUCCUACUACUUCAAGUUUGGGGUGUACAUGCAGCACCAUGACCAAUCCAGCUGCAUGGAGUCACGAUGGACCAACGUCACGCUCUAUACUAAGCACUAG
Molecule: messenger RNA, 672 nt
Organism: Triticum turgidum subsp. durum (durum wheat)
Lineage: Eukaryota; Viridiplantae; Streptophyta; Magnoliopsida; Poales; Poaceae
Source: the annotation of a GenBank genome assembly